Staurois parvus is the source of this 540-nucleotide messenger RNA. NCBI's taxonomy places the organism in Eukaryota, Metazoa, Chordata, Amphibia, Anura, Ranidae. The record is from the annotation of a GenBank genome assembly.
UAUUCCUGUCCUGAGUGCGGGAAAUGUUUCCGUUUUAAAUUCCAUCUUAAUGUGCAUAAAAGAUCUCACACAGGGGAGAAGCUGAUUUCCUGUCCUGAGUGCGGGAAAUGUUUUUUCAUAAGUCCCAUCUUUGCACACAUCAGAGAUUGCACAUGGGGGGAGAAACCGUAUUCCUGUCCUGAGUGCGGGAAAUGUUUUUCAGAGAAGUCAUAUCUUUGCAAACAUCAAAGAUGUCACACGGGGGAGAAGCCAUUUUCCUGUCCUGAGUGCGGGAAAUGUUUUUCACAGAAGUCCAGUCUUUACACACAUCAGAAAUGUCACACGAGGGAGAAACCUUAUUCUUGUCCUGAGUGUGGGAAAUGUUUUUCACGGAAGUUCAAUCUUUACACACAUCAAAGAUCUCACACAGGUGAGAAGCCGUAUUCCUGUUCUGAGUGCGGGAAAUGUUUUUCACAAAAGUCUGAUCUUUACAGACAUCAGAGAUCUCAUACAGAGAGAAGCCACUUUCCUGUCCUGAGUGAGGGAAAUGUUCCUCACUGA